AAGCAUAUCAGCCUAAAACAAGAAUUUGUAGUUAAGAUGGGAAGCAAAGCAAAAGCAAUGGGGUCUGGGCUGACUCCUCUUCUUGCCACUGUUUUAGUGGUGUUUGUUGCUCUUGGCUUGCCCUCACAAACUGCAGCUGAUGAUCACUACAAGUAUUCAUCUCCUCCUCCUCCUUACCACUAUCCCUCACCACCACCACCAGUGCAUAUACCUCCACCUCAUCCUGUUUACAAGUACAAAUCUCCACCACACCCCCAGUACAAGUAUAAGUCACCACCACCACCUCCUCAUCCGGUAUACAGUCUCCUCCGCCACCACACACCCAGUUUACAAGUACAAGUCACCACCACCACCUCCUCAUCCGGUACCACACCCAGUUUACAAGUAUAAGUCUCCUCCGCCACCAGUUUACAAAUACAAGUCUCCUCCACCACCACCUCCAGUGUACAAAUACAAGUCUCCACCACCACCAGUUUACCACUACAAGUCUCCACCACAGUUUACAAAUACAAGUCUCCACCACCACCCCCAGUUUACAAAUACAAGUCUCCACCACCACCAGUUUACCACUACAAGUCACCACCACCUCCUCCCCCAGUUUACAAAUACAAGUCUCCACCACCUCCUCACCACUACUAAGCAAUUGCUUCUGAGGCAAAGGAGAAGGAAACCAGUGUUUGAGACCUUCUUGAAGAUGUAGAAGCAUAAGAAUUAAAGCCCAAUGUGAAGAUGAUGAUUUCAAGUUUUUCUACGUUACCAUUUCUUUAUCUAAAUUGGUUGUAGCGCCUUAGUUCCUUUGUUUAUGGGAUUUGUAUCGUUUUACGUACCAUGCAGUACAUGUCAUGUUUGUAAGGUUUUCUAUCCUGCCGGCAAACCGCAGGUUCCAUGUAAUAAAUCAAUACUAUUUAUAUUACGACACUUUUCUCUGUUUCUCUUA
Molecule: messenger RNA, 937 nt
Organism: Coffea arabica (coffee)
Lineage: Eukaryota; Viridiplantae; Streptophyta; Magnoliopsida; Gentianales; Rubiaceae
Biological process (GO): plant-type cell wall organization
Molecular function (GO): structural constituent of cell wall
Source: RefSeq, a predicted model, not a curated record